Molecule: messenger RNA, 2095 nt
Organism: Chelmon rostratus (copperband butterflyfish)
Lineage: Eukaryota; Metazoa; Chordata; Actinopteri; Chaetodontiformes; Chaetodontidae
Product: mucin-5AC-like
Exons: 3
Coding region: 144-620 (158 amino acids)
Source: RefSeq, a predicted model, not a curated record
GGAGGUCAGACGUCCUUCUGCACUGAAACAGAGCGAUCACUGCUGUACAGAAUCCCAUCGACUUUAUCAGGAUUUAAGAAAAGUUAGAAAAGAACUAAAGAACAGAUCUGGUGCUACAAAGAACAGACAGGAACCAAUCAGAGAUGGAGCUUCUGACAACCACCCUCGUCAUCGUCCUCCUUACAACAGCCUCCGCUAAGCCGAUUGGUUUGCCUCUGCACUACGAUGCUGACAUCACUGACGAUGACUUGAUGCAGGGAUGCCUGGACAGCAAUGACUGGUGGUCUUGGUGGUGCACUGAAGCCUCCAGGUACCAAGACUCUUCUUCAGAGUCGGACGAGUCCGAGGAGUCAUGGGAAACUAGUGACUCUUCAGAAAGUCAAUCUUCAGAGGAGUCCUCUGAGGAAGUUCAGACCACACCAGUCAUGACCACCACUGCCAUGACAACCAGCAGUACAGGAGACGGGUGUACGCCCACCCCUGAACCAGGCACAGUGAGCACGGAUGAGCCAGCUGCGACUGUAACACCCCCGGCAGCAACAAUGACCACAUCCCUCGGCUGUGUGACCGAGGAGAUUCCAACUGCUGCACCAAUCACGGAAAACAGAGGAGACAACUAAGCAACUGUGGUUCCUGUUAACGGACUGCAAACAAUAACCAACCACAAUAACUACGUUUCCACCAGUAACAUAUUAUGGCUCCAAGAAAGCAGAGUUUGGGCACGGGCUUGAUUCAAAUCGCAGGUCCCAGAGUUCCAGUAACUCCAGUAUCUGACAAAGAUGCCAUCAGGAAGUCUUUGUCAGUUACUGGCUCCACAGAUUUAGUCUCAACCCAACCAAAAGAGCAGCUCCACCCCAACCCCAACCCCAGAAAACAUCUCCACAACUUCAAAACUUGUUUUGCAGACAACUGACCCAAAGAGAAAUGUGCAGAUGUGUACAGAUGAUAUGUAUGAAUUAUCCAACUUAACCAACUUCCAGGAAGGUACAAUACUUCUUGUGUUAGCUUUCAACAACAGCUCUUAUUUUCUUAUGUGUUUAUGUCACAUUUUACUCUUCUAUUGAGACUAAUAUCUUCCUAAGAUUAGAAUUAGGGACAUUCAAGGUGAUAAAACUCUUAUUUAAAACUGUCUCACAGCUGAUUCACAGGUUCAAAGUCUGAUGCCACUACUGUUUAUUUGGAAGUUGGACUUUCAGUAGCCAAUAUGUCCUCUCAUACACAGUUCAUUAUUAAUUAUUGCUGUGUUUUACAAUAAACAUUGUUACAUUAAAAAAACAUUAACUUGUUUUAAAUGUACAGAUGUAUGUAUUAUUGAUAUUACACUGAUUGUUUGUUUAUUUUGUUUCUGACAUGAAGACCUGCAGUGUUAUAGCCAUGAAACGGCUACAGAGUAACUUUCAUAGAGAGCAGACCACUUAGAUAUGUUGAUAUAUCGUGAACCAAUCUGUGGUUCUGUCAUGUUUACCUUUAAGUAUUAACUGGUCAGGAAAGCGCAGGUAGGAUACUUUGGUGGAUUUCUUUCAGUGUGCCAAAAUAGUCAAUGUGAAAAAUCCUGAAAUACUGUUGAAAGUAUUUCAGGGUCACUUUUAAGUCUCAGUCAUAGCAGACCCUCUGAAUGCACUAAACAUUAAAAGUAAACCCAAAUCAAGAUGUUUCAGAUAUCCAUUCUCGUAUUGCAAAGUUUGUUUAAACAAGUAGAUAGGAGAUGAUUGCUACUACAUGUGUGUUGUACUUAAAUAGACCAAAUAAAGUCAACCUUGUGCAUAAAGCAUCCAGAGUAUGUGACCCACAGCACUUAUAGACUGUGGAGGGUGUGUCCUGUUUGUCUUGUUAGCUCUUGUCUGUUGUCUGUACAUGAUGAACAAGACUGAGUUAUUGCCACAGCGGUUUGCUUUAAUUAUGGGCUGUGAAUUCAUCUUUUCCCAAAUUAAAUGCAGCUUAGGGCUGAAGACAAUACUUUAAUGUUGUCACUUUGCUUCUGCUUAAACAUGUGUUGUACUUCAUUUUGUUGCAUAUAAUGUGCAUGAUUAAAUGUAAUGUAUAUAACUACUAUUUUUUUUCUAAUGACAUUAAAAUGGUCAUAUAUGUAAAAUCA